CGCGCGCCCCCAUACUCGGCGCGCGCGUGCACGCACAUGACAGGGCAGUAUUAAGACCCCAGUCCGUCCCUGCAUCUAGGUAUUGAUGAGAUAUUACAAUACCCUCUCUGAAUAAGGAAAUGUGAUGGGAGUCUUCUGUGUGCUUCAGUAGAAUAUUAGCAGGGUUAUUAGUUGUCAUGACAAAUUAUUGCUCUUCACAUUAGCUAGGUGACAUCAAUGAUCACAUCACCAUAAAACCACAGGCCAUAGUAAGGGCUAGCUUUAGUGGCUUACAUAAUUACACUGGACCAACUCACCCAGCACUGACCUGGUUACUGAGGGCUAAAGAUCUUUCAUUGGGAAAAAGUUUCUUCAAUCAUGUGCUCCGGGGGCUGUGCGAAAUGCCUGGGCAUGACCUUAAUCCCCUUAGCUAUACUGUGUGUCCUGGCAAAUAUCCUACUGUUUUUCCCUGGUGGAAAGGUAGCCAGCAGCACUGAUCACAUCUCCCGUGAAGUAUUUUUCCUCGGAGGGCUCGCAGGAUCCGGAGUUCUGAUGAUUUUCCCAGCUCUGGUAUUUCUGGGUUUGAAGAAAAAUGAUUGCUGUGGAUGUUGUGGUAAUGAAAACUGUGGGAAGAGAUUUGCGAUGUUUUCUUCCGUCAUCUUUGCCGCCCUUGGUUUUGCUGGAGCUGCCUACAAUUUCAUCAUCGCUGCACUGGCUAUAACCAAAGGACCAAAAUGUUAUAUAGCAUCAAUAGGCAGUGAACAGAUUUGGGAUUAUCCUUUCACAGAUGAGAAAUACCUAGAAAAACCUGAAAUAUGGGACAUAUGUGGAGAGAUAAACUCUUUUAAAACUGAGAUUAUUAUCACUUGGAAUUUGACCCUCUUCUCCAUGCUCCUGAUAAUGGCUACAGUACAAGGUGUACUCUGCGCUGUACAAGUCAUCAAUGGUCUUAUUGGGACCAUCUGUGGGGACUUCAAGUGCUGCGGAUGCUGUGGCGGGAGUGAUGGACCUGUUUAACUUCUGAUGGGUCCUCCUACAUUCUGUGUCUUCCAUUCAUCAUCUAGCAAUGUGAACUACUAGGAGGAAGUCGAGAGAUGAAGAGCCUCUAUCUUCUUGUGUACAAAACUGUAAAACAAAUCACUUUUACACGUUUCAUAAUGUAUAUAUCUUAUGAUAUGCAGAGUGUCACGUAGUAGGAGGUUCUCACCCCUGUCCAGCCCUACUGUUAACGAUGACAAUAAUAUUUGUUUUACACUAGACUAUGAGAUGCUGUCACUUAUAACUAACUUUAACAAGAGCAGCUAGAGACUGCAACAUGAAACAUUUGACAGCGGCACUAGACACACAAAAUGAAACUUUAUAGUAAAACUCUGCGUCAUCUAUUCAUGCUAUUGAUUUUAUGAGUGGAAAUAAAAUCUUCAAUAUAUAAGAA
Messenger RNA from Pseudophryne corroboree (corroboree frog), 1411 nucleotides. RefSeq names its product transmembrane 4 L6 family member 4-like. The coding region runs from base 358 to 996 and encodes 212 amino acids. Gene Ontology annotation, cellular component: membrane. The record is from RefSeq and is a predicted model, not a curated record. The transcript has 5 exons. Lineage: Eukaryota; Metazoa; Chordata; Amphibia; Anura; Myobatrachidae.